UUGUUAUUGUUUUGGUCCACGGGAGUUCCGAUUUCUGCAAAAAGAAGAAUUUAGUGAAAUUAAUCCUCGAAAUAACCGGAAAUAUGGCAGAAACUGAGGCUGCCCCAUCGAAAUCGUUCGCCGAGAAGCAAGCCGAGCGUAUGGCGCGCUUGAAGAACCUGCACACUCAACGCAACGAAGCGCGGGUGUCGAAUCACAAAGAGGUGAUCGCCGAGGACGAACGGAAACAUUUGCCCGCAAACUGGGAAUCCCGACAAAAGCAGGCUGAAUGGUUAAUGGAUGAUCUGAAUGCCCGUACCGCUGCCCAAGAAAAGGGAUUGGACUAUAACCGGGUGAAAUUGCUGAACGUUUCGGCGGCCGAGGCCGAUCGGAUAGACAAACUCAAGGCCAAGAAGAAGAACGCAGAUCCGGGAUUCUCCGAUUACGAAGCGCAAACGGCACGGCAGUACAAUCGGCUGGUGAAAAAUCUUCCACCGAGGGAUCUGGUGAAGUACGAGGAGCAAAAGGAAAAGUACGGGGAAGCGUUUUACGGAGGACCGAACGUGAUACUCCAGGGCAUGCAUAAGGAUACGCCCGCCGCUAUCGAUAACAUGGUGAAGGAUCUCGAGGGACAGAUUGCCAAGCGGAAGAAGUUCUCGCGCCGUCGCACGCACAACGAUGAUGCAGAUAUUGAUUACAUCAACGAGAAGAACGCGCGGUUCAACAAGAAGCUGGAACGAUUCUAUGGCGAGCACACGGUCGAGAUCAAACAAAACCUGGAGCGCGGAACAGCGAUCUAAUUUUCUUUUUCUCUGUAUAAAUUCCAUAACCUGUAUCGAUAACAGUACGAUAUUUUAAUAAAACAGAUCUAUAAGGAA
This is a messenger RNA of Anopheles darlingi, 857 nucleotides long. Its product is annotated as pre-mRNA-splicing factor Syf2. Bases 84 to 779 code for a protein of 231 amino acids. The transcript has a single exon. Lineage: Eukaryota; Metazoa; Arthropoda; Insecta; Diptera; Culicidae. Gene Ontology annotation, cellular component: Prp19 complex; post-mRNA release spliceosomal complex; catalytic step 2 spliceosome. The record is from RefSeq and is a predicted model, not a curated record.